CGGGUAGUAAACGCAGUUGAUAUGGCCUCGGUGGCUAGUAUUGACCGAAGGAUGAUUGAAGCAAUCAUGUAGAGCGGAAGGUUGGACGCAACCAUGAUAGCCGGCUCAACGAUUGAAAGCAAUCUCAAGGGUCGAAGAAUAGCAGGAGGAGCAUUUAUCGAUGAAAUUGACCUCUCACUGCGGUUGUAUUCGGAUGGAGGGUUCAGUUUAAGUUCGCCAAUUUUUUUAAUUCUAUUAGACCGAUCUUUAUUACGUUCUCCAUUUCGUAGGCAUAAUUCUCUAUUUCGUAGGCAUAAUUAUCUAUUUUGUUGAAACUCUUAUAUUUUGUUGGACCCCAUUUGUUGUUUAACGAUUUUUUCGUACACAGAGAAAGACAUAGAAGGGAGGGAUAUA
Messenger RNA from Meloidogyne enterolobii, 393 nucleotides. Lineage: Eukaryota; Metazoa; Nematoda; Chromadorea; Rhabditida; Meloidogynidae. The record is from the annotation of a GenBank genome assembly.